GCCACAGGCAUCCAAAAAUAAGCUAGUAGCUGCAGAAAAUGCAUGGGAAAACAGUUGUUUGCUUCAGUUAAUGGAAUCAAAAAAUCUAAAGGAAAGAGAAGCUUCUGCUUUUAAAUCAGGUACUGAAGCUUGUCCUGGCGUUGGACCAAAGAAAGAGGAUAAACAGGUGAGCACUAGUUCUCCAGGUGAAAACAAAACUGAGGUGCAGACAGAGGCAGCAAGCCUCUGGGUAGCUGCAGGAAAGGACCACAUGGAGGAGCAGCACUGCAGUGGUGAUUCGACACUGGAGCCACACACCCAGUCCACAGGGACGGUGGGCAGGCCUUCUUCGGGCUGUUUAUCAUCUGGGGAUGCUGGUAAAGAUAACAGUUCGCAGCUGACAGAAAGACAGCUCUCUAAGGAUGCGGAACAAAUAGGCACAGCUGGGGAGCCUGGAGUGAAACUCCCUCUUGAGCCAAUGGUAGAUGCUUUGAUUUUAACAGAUGCGGAUUAUAUGCCGACUGAUUUGGUUCCUACUGAGAAAGAUGUGCAAGCUGAUAGAAAUCUGCUCAGAUCAAAACAUGCUGCGGGCUCCUCAGAAAUUGCUAGUGGCCAGCUUGGAACUAGUGAUUUAAAGCAUCAGCAGAAACAGGCUGAUAAUGAUGAUGAAAAAUCUUUGUGGGACAGAACUGCAUCAAAUGUACGCUCGGGGUGUAAUAAAGCGUCUGAGCAUGAGAGCGCUGCCCAUUCACGAGUAUGCAAGGAGACACAGAGAACAGCAGGAUGGGAGGAGAAGGUAAAUAAUGAAGAACAAGAAGAUUUAUUUCUCAGAUUUUUAAAUGGUAACAUAAUAGACACUGAAGAAUCAUUUGCAAACUUAGCAAACCAAGAGGAUUUUGACACUGUUCCAGAUAUUUCACCUGAACGUGCAUCUUACAACUCACUGGAAGCUUUAUCACUAGAUGACAGGUUUUCUUCUCUCGAUGAACUUGCAAGAAGGAUAGAGAUUGCUGAG
Eurypyga helias (sunbittern) is the source of this 994-nucleotide messenger RNA. RefSeq names its product consortin-like. Lineage: Eukaryota; Metazoa; Chordata; Aves; Eurypygiformes; Eurypygidae. Gene Ontology annotation, molecular function: connexin binding. Gene Ontology annotation, biological process: positive regulation of Golgi to plasma membrane protein transport. Gene Ontology annotation, cellular component: trans-Golgi network; plasma membrane; transport vesicle. The record is from RefSeq and is a predicted model, not a curated record. The annotation marks the transcript as partial. The transcript is spliced from 3 exons.